Molecule: messenger RNA, 8174 nt
Organism: Pelobates cultripes (western spadefoot toad)
Lineage: Eukaryota; Metazoa; Chordata; Amphibia; Anura; Pelobatidae
Source: the annotation of a GenBank genome assembly
AUGCCGGAAGUGAAGGUAAGAUUUUUUUAUUAAUUUCAUGUAAGGUGUCUCCUCCAUAAGCUGUCCCCUUGCCCCCCUGAGAUUUUCUAAGGUCUAGGGGGACCCCAUCACCUUAUGAAGUCUUUCCAGUCUGGCAAUGGACGUACAUAAAGUCGCUAUCUGUUUUGAUCGCUGCUUCUUCAGGCUAGAACUCACUCCUAUCAAGUAUCCUCUCGUGACUGUCUUGUAUUACGUCUGAAUCUUAAGGCAGGAACUCACUCCUAUAAAGUAUCCCUUCACAACUGUCUUGUAUGCCUCCCAAACUGUUAAAGUCUCCGGUAUCAAAAUAUUGAAGUAGUGUUGUGCACGUCUCUUUAACCAGGAGCGGGUAUGCCAAGAUUGAUUCAUUAAGGCGCCAGGAGCAUUGCAGCAACAGUGGAGAAGAUAGUCUGAUACCCAGUGGGCAAUGAUCCGACCACGUCAUGGAGGAUAAGUCCAACGAUUGUAAGAGCAGAAGGUCAUAGUAGCACAUAAAAAAGUAAUCAAUUCAUGUGUAGGACACUUGGGUAAUGGAGUCAAAAGAGUGGAGAGCCAUCCAGCAAUCCACCAGUUGAUAUUUAUGCAACAGGGAUAUCAACCUGGCAUGUUGUUUAGGCAUGUCUAUGUGUGUAUGUCCAGAAGUCUCCUAGUGAGGAUGUAGGGGCAUGUUGAAAGCACAACUGCACCUUCCAUGAAUGACUUAAGCUCAUGCAGAGCAAGUUGUAGCAAGAGGAAUUGGGAAGCAUUAGAUACAUUUAUAAUAGCCAAUAUGUGCAUUGUGUCCCCAAUCAGACCCUUAGUAAAUAGGCACCUACCAACCACAUUUGUCAGAGUUUCUCAUUCUGUAUAUGUCAGUGUUCUAAAGAAGAAUAUAAGCACUACCUUUGUUUUUGAGUGUGGGUUAUGACUAAAUAAACCUACAGGGUAGUCCCUAUUAUGGUGUGCUGGUACUGAGUCUCCUCUGAAGUGGGUUUCCUGAAUAAAAUCAAGAGAGGCCCACCUGGAGCAGAGUUCUUGCAGCAGGUGAGCUUGCUUUUUGUAUAUAUAUUUAAGCCUCUGGCAUUGAUGGAGAUCAACGUCAGAUCUGCUGGCAUGAAUGAGAGUGCCUCUUGCUGACCCCCAAUGCCCGCCAUUUCCCAUGUCUCCCACCCAGGAGAGUGAGGGGAUGGCAGGGAGAGAUAAAAAGGAGGGAGAAGGAUAAUGUAUGAGGUGAUUGAGCAGAUAAGUAGAAGGAAAGCCAAAGAAAGCACAGAUGGGUGAGAAGAGUGUCACAUGAAGAAAACAUUUAUUAUUGUGGAUAGAUACUAUCCAGGCCACAGUACUUGACUGUCACCUGCACGCAUAAAAACUUCAACCUCCUCUUCUGUAGAUGUUUGCAGUCUAAUCUUGUGGGGGAGAGAAAAAUAUCAUACGGACCAACUCCCGUGAUGUAGACAAGAGUUAGUGUUUUCUGGACGAGCGUGGCCAUGUUCCUGUUAUCACUCAGUCACCCUAGAAGGCACAUAUCAUACCAAGCAGAGUAGGACUGAAUAACCUUUAACAGCUUAACAAUGUAAAUCCCUUGUUUAUCUCACUCAAAAUGUAAAUAAUUUAGGAUAUAUAUAUAUCAAUUCUGGGUGUCCAUUAUUUAAACAUUCUAGCAAUCAACCUAACUAAUUUAAUUGUAUAAUCUCGUUCCAUACCUUCAGGAGGACCUCAAACAAAACAUUGUCCAACCCACUGGAAUCCCCCAAUCAUAUUUCAUUGUGAUCGAGUCAGAUGCUAACCCAACCCCAAGCGCUGGACUCUUAAUGUGGGUGUAGAUGUGUUGUCUUAUCUGUAAGCCCCUAUAUCUGUCACCACGCAGGUAUAGUGUACUUGCACAAAACUGCAAACUACUGUACUUCUUUAAGGGUACAAGAUAUUCAGGAGCCUUGUUAUGCUCCACGAGACCCCUUUGUGGUAGAUAGCAAGUAAACAUCUGCCAAGGCAUGACACGAUGCUAACCUUUGGUGUGAGGGGAAAAAAAGAAAGAAAAGGUGGAGAAUUCAAACUCCUUCUGUUUAAACAUUAAGGGGAUACUUCAGAUUGGUUAUCUACUUGAGAUUAAAAGACUCUGUAUUUGGGUCACAGCUGUGAACCUCAGUUAAAAUAACUGGUUUGAGCAUUAGAAAAUCAUGUUUGGACACAUACCCAGCCAUGGCAUGACUUCAUCCACAACAGAAACCCAAUGUGACGUCUUCCUCCAUGGGACAUAUUUUAGAACUUGUUGAGCCACAAGGUGCAAUACAUUGAUGUCCAAAGAAUAUACCUAUAACUAAAUAUAUCUUAAACCAAAGAAUAUACCUAAAACCUUGUCACUAGUCCCACAGAAUACACAGCAGCUCUGGACAAAUAGUCAGCUGUAUUACAAUUUUAAUUCUUCCCAUGAUGUCUGUGUCAUCAUUUGGGGGAUGCAACCCCAUACCGUACAGUAGUGGACACCUAAGGGAUCCAAAUACUAAUACCAUAUGUGCAUGUUUGGAGCCACAACCCAACAAGAAAAUAUCAUAAGGCCACAGUGAACUAUAUAUCAUAAAAAAAUAUUAAAUAGCCUACCAUCAGGCAGAACCCAGCACAGGUCACCUCAGGUUCCAACAUAGUAUUCACCUACAUGGGAUGCAAGUUAUUAUUGUACUGCAUGGUGAUAAACCUCUAUAGAUAUAGUGAAGUUGGGAGGCAGGGGGAAAACUAUAUAAAUGGAGUGUGGUGCAGCAGCAAGGUAUUGGGGACUUCCUUAAAACCUCAUUUGAUAUACAUCUUGGAAUGGUUUACAGGGAAAUGGUAAUGGACACAUGUCCUGACACAGCAUUCCCACUAGAACAGCAGAAAUAGUAUGAUGUCUACCCACAAUUGUCACACAUUAGAGCCCACACAAAACCAUGGCACGUCAUAUUGUUUUCAAAAAAAUUAUAAGUAUAUUCAACUGCCUCCGUAGGGCUAGACAUCAGGCAAUGCCCCUGCAAACUAUAUGUCAUAAAAAAUAUGAAAUGAUUACCAAAUGGUCUCAGUUAAGCUUUAAACCACCAUAACGGUGAAACAAAAGUGCAAACAACAAAAAACAGGGAGGGAGAAGUAGAGAGCAGGACUGAGACCUGGGCCUGCCCAAACCUGUCACUGUGAUUGCCGGCAAGUCCAGAGCCCUUGUAAAAGGUGGAAAAUCUUAUGGUGUCUUGAUGACCCAUGUUUAGGUGCCCCUUCUGGCCGCCAACUUGAGAGUUGCCCCUGUUCCUCUCUCUGCCACAGUGUGUGGGGGAGAACAGCUCAUAGAGCGGAAGAAGGUACGGAUAGGGCUGGGUGCCAUAUUGGUGUUGGCCAAUUGGGAUGGCAAGGCCUCGGGGCCAUGAGGUAUUCCCUAAUUGAUGCUUUAGAUGCUUUUGUCUGAUGGGUGCCCUCAGUGACCAGGGCAUGUUAAAAGGUUGCAGUUUUUGCCUAUAGUGUUGACCACUAUCGCUGCAAAUAUAAAUUAAAGCUGGCUUUGCCUGAACUAGUGAUUCAAGCAGCCAUGCUUGUUGGCAGUCAGACAUGUCCCCCCAUAUGUAUAUAUCUGUUUAACGUUAUGUGAAUAAAUAUUUUGAUUUAGAAUUUGGUAUUUUAUUUCUUUAGUGUGCAUUUUAUUCAUAUUCCAUGAAACAUCUAAAUUGCAUCCACAAAAUAAACAAAACAUUGUAAGCUAACAUCAGGUAAUGUAAAUAGGUACUAUCAGUCCUCCAAGGGCAAAGGCUUUCAGUUGAUUUUAAUAUAUUUUUCAGAAAAUGUCCACUAAUGUGUAAAUAUAAUGUUCAUGUUGUCAUGUUAUUUAUUUCUCCUACAUAACUAUAGUUCACAAGUUCAUUUAUCUUAAGGUGUUUUCCAAAGAGUAAAAACAGAGCAAACAAAUUAAAAAAAAAAGAGAUAAUUUAUUUAUAGCCCUAUAUUUAAUCCUGUAACCCUGGGGCUUAUAGAGAAAUAUAAUUUGAUUUAAUGAUAGGUAUAUAUGCUUGCAUCAUAGGGUUAUUCAAGUCAAUACAUUGUCAUCCUCAAUUAAAACUCAUUAUUAAUUAACUUUUUUAUUUCUAUUGUGCUCUCAGUCUACUUCAUCACGAAAGUGUCACUAGUUAGGCAUGUGUGUCAAAGAGUAUGAUGGUGAGACAGGGCCACCAGGUAGAAUUGCCCAAGGGAAAUACCUGGAACAAUAACAGAAACGCUAUACAUAUAUUUAUAUAUUAUAAGGUUCCUUGAUUACCUAUAGUCCCAGGUCUUAAGUCCCUAUUCUCUCUUACUACUUUCUGGAGGGCAGAUGUUAGUAUAACUGCACAUAGCUGUAAUAAUGCAAACUGAACUUUAAAUAUUUUGAUAUUUAAAGAAGUUGAGCACUACAAGGAUACAAUAGAAUUAGAAAAAUAAAAUUAAAAAAACUGUAUUGUAUACCAAUUUAAACAUUAAUUUAAUUACUUUGUAUUAUAAAACAAACGUAAUUCCUUAAAAUUAUAUAUUUAGCUAGCUAAGGUGGGUGGGUGGAAGUUAGUGAGGAAUUGGGGUAUUUGGUGUUAGGCUAGCUAGGAAUUAACUUUAAAAAAAAUGUUUUUAAAAGCUUUAAAAAGUUUUAAAAAGUAAAAAUGUUUUUUUAAUAAUGUUUAAAAAUAAAACUAAAAAAGUCCCGCCCCACCCCUUUACCCAGUCCUAAUAAAAAUUAACCCCUUCACUGUAAGUUGAUCACUGCCUAUGGUGAUAACAGUAUAAUACUGUGAUCUGUAUUCUGUUGUUUUUUUAACCCCCUGAGCGUUAAAUUUAUUAUUUUUUUUAACCCUCAGAGUUUCAAUUUAUUUCAUUGAUUAAUUUAAAUAUUUUAAAAUUAUAUAUUUUGCUAGCUGGGGUGGGUGGGAGUUAGGAGGAAUUAAGGAAUUUACUGUUAGUGCUGCUCACUGCUAGUUAGGGGUUAACGGUUAAAAAAAGUAAAAAAGUGUAAAAAAGUUUUAAGAAAGUUUAAAAAGUUAAAAAAUCUAAGAAGUAAACAAAAAAGUUUAAAAACAAUUUUAAAAAGUAAAACAAGUUUUAAAAUAAAAAAACAAUAAAUAAACAAUAAAAAAAUACAUAAAAUCUGAAACAAACUAGCGAAAACAUGAUUCCACGCUAAGGUUCAAAAUAUGCCUUUUAAAUUACCCCGGGCUGUAUUCUUUAAUAAAUAGCAUGUGUUUGUGGGGAAGUUUCAAUUUCCAACCAGCUAAACUACUCCUAAAUUGAACAUGGGCACAGCGUAAAACUUCAAAGUUAGAAAAAAAACAGAAUGGCUGCAUCUCAAAUGUGCCCCUUCAACAUCCACAUAUACCUGGCAAAGGUACAUACAGGGUAAUGUUUUACUCAGAAGACAUAGCUGAGCAACAUAUGAAAUAUUAUACAGCUGUUGCACACAUAAGAUUUGCAAAAUAUACUGUGCAACUCACUUUGUGUGUGAAAAAGCCAGAAAAAAUGCUUAUUGCCACUACACUUGGUACAGGCUAGCGGAAAAAUUAUCCCCCACUAAGGUUCAAAAUAUUCCUUUUGAAAUACCCUGGGAUGUCUUCUUUAAGAAAUGGUAUGCCUUUAUGGUGUAGUUGGAAUAUGUCGCUUGCUGAAGUGCUCCGAAAUGGAACACAGAGCCAACAAAAACCAUCUAUGAAAAUUCCCACUUAAAAACCUGAACUUCUCACAUCUCUUUUACAGCACUGUAACUUCACAAAAUAGUGUCUAGGUCAUACAUUUGGCAUAUUGAUUUACUCAGAAGAUGUAACUGAGCAUUAUUUGGGGGAUUUUAUGACAGUGGCACAUAUCAAGUUUAUGAAAUACUCAGCAAAAAUGCAACACAUUUUUUUUCAUCCCCACAAACUGACAUAAAUUGGUGAAAAAAUGGUGACAAGUUAAGGCACAAUAUACACCAUAUAAAAUACCCUGGGGUGAGUGCUUUCUCAAAUGGAAGCUCUUUAUUUAGUUUUAUUAUAACAUUUAAAGUGCUAUAAUGCCACAAAAAGAGACAUAGGCCCAUCAAAUCAAUCUAUGAAAAUUCUAACUAUAGAAACUGAAAUAGCCUUGUCUCUUUUAUGGCCUGGUAGCUUCACAGAAUAGUGCCAAAGGCAUACAAUGGGGGGUAUUGUUGUACUCAGCAGAUAUAGCUAAACACAAUAUGGGGUUCUGUGCAGGAAUAGCACACAUCAGCUUUACGAAAUACACAUUAAAAAAACCUUGUUAUAUGUAUUUAUGCCAAAAUAGAGAAAAAACACAAUUUUACUCCAAUAUUUAGCAGAGUUUAGCAAUGAAAUAGCUAUGUAAAAAGUGUCAAAAUAUCCCUAGGUAAAUAGCCUGUGAUGUCUACUUUCUAUAAAUAUAUACUUUUGUGUGGCCUUUUUGAUUUUGUUCAUUUUAUAGUUAUUAUUGACCUCUUACUCUAUAUUGUUAAUGCUUUAUGUUAUGUCUUGUACAGAUUCUGUGUACUAAUAUACUAAUUGUUAUGGUUUAGUUGUAUUGGCUCUACUUUAGGUUAUCAACACUUCUCAUUAUUGUACAGCAAUGUAUAGACUAUUUAAGUGUUAUUUUUCUAUGCUUUUCAUUUAUAUCUAAAAUGGAACAAUCUAUUAUAACAGGGAAUUAUUUAUAUGUCUACCUUUUUUAUAGAGAGAAAAAAUAUGCUGUUUUGGGCUUGCUUGUGCUGAUAUAAUACCUUUAUGUAUUUUUUUGUUUAUUUUUUUUCAAAUGUUUAUAGAAGAAACAUGUCAAAUAUAAUUAGGGUUACUAUAUCCACCAUGUUUCAGGGACACAUACAAUGUUGUUAAAGUUAUGAAAAUAUAUAUAUCCCUGCAGUAUGUGUAAUGCAUAUUCUGCAUGAUUCUUUAUUGCCUAAUUACUGCAGACACAGUGUAUAAGUCAGCUGAAAUGAAAGAAAAAUAAUGCAUUGCAUCCAACAUAAUAGUGGUCGGAAAGAAUGUAAGCGACUUAAAGUAUACAUUUUUGUGUCAAUGCAUGUACACAAUCUUGAGAAUUAUAUGGGCAGGUUGACAUGCAUACAAACAAAAAUAAAAAACUAGAUACAUAUGCUGCUCAGAAUAAUGGUCCAUUAAAGAUAGGUUAUAAAGUAAAAAUGUGCAUCCAAUCUAUGUUGUGGUGUUCAGUAAAGCAUCCUGAAAGUUGAGUGUGUCCCUUUGUAGGAAAAUAACCCAGGGUUACCAAGUGUGCAUGUAUUGAAAAUAUUUAGAGUAGUACAGUUCCUGCAUAACUCUAAUCUUUUCGUCUUUCUGCAACCAAUAUCUUAAGGCUGUUGGGGAAGCAUUCUUCCAAAAGAAGGGGAUUAACUAAUUUUCUGCAGUCAGCAUGUGUUUCAACAGGGAAGCUUUGAAUUUGUGCAGGGAUUGUGAAAAUAAAAAUAAUAACAUUGUUGUGGGUGUGAAGUCAAUUACUUCCUUAGUGGUCAAGUGUACCAUACAGGCUAUGCGCCUUCAAAAUGUUUCAAUUGCAUGACAAUACCACCAGACGUGUGAGCACGUUACCCAUGACUGAUGACACCUCCAACACAUGUCUGAAGAGGUUGGGAAAAAAUAAUGUAUUUGUGUGGGAGAGUAAUGCAUAUAGAUAUCAGUUUGUAAUUGUGUAGCUGUAUUGUAGGAAGACUUGUGGGCAAAUAAGAAUAUUUUUCUCCAUUUGUUAAGAGUCAAGAAGCACUGCAAUUCUUGUAACUACUGGGUGGUAAAUCUGAGUAGUGCAUGUCCUUGUGUGUUUUGGAUCAUAUGAUAGAACAUUUAUAGGUGCUUUUUGUGAUUGGAUUGUGUUUUGCAAAGUUGUUUAAAUUUAGAGAGGAUGCAAUAGCUUUUGGUGUGGUCUGGUAUAUAACUUAUUAAGUGGAGGAGCUGAGUAUAAUGAUAUUCUUGAAUAACGGUGGGGGUAAGCCUGGUGUAAACAAAGGAUUCUGGGUUACUGCAUAUAGAGGGCAAGAGUGAUGUGAUAGAUUGUAGUUUUUCCUUAUUUGUGUCCAGACCCGUAGAUUGGGUGUAAUUUUGGGCGUGGACUAUGGCUUAGAAAUUGGUGUCUUGACUUUUGCCAUGGGACUGUCUCCAAAUGUACUACAAGGAAGGACCAUUCCAGUUCUACCCAAUGUUUUCCCCUAUGCACGAAUGAUCAUAAAUCCUGGUUAG